Molecule: messenger RNA, 2661 nt
Organism: Mugil cephalus (flathead mullet)
Lineage: Eukaryota; Metazoa; Chordata; Actinopteri; Mugiliformes; Mugilidae
Gene: inavaa
Product: innate immunity activator a
Exons: 9
Coding region: 246-2021 (591 amino acids)
Biological process (GO): adherens junction maintenance; positive regulation of protein ubiquitination
Source: RefSeq, a predicted model, not a curated record
GUGGAGGAGGAGGAGGUGGAUGUGGAGGAGGGGAGAUGGAGAGCCGCGUGGAUAAGUGUGUAAAAAAGAGCACUCGCCAGUCAUUCACUUUUGUUAAGUGAAGCAGCAGAUUGAGAACGAAGCCGUGUGGUCGGAAAACAACAGGAGAAGUUACAUUCUUAUAAGUGGCCCGUCUCGUUUUACUAAUCUGAAUAAACUUUACUCGUCACCACAGGUAUUUAUUAAAACUCCAGCAGAUAGAAAAGAUGACGGCCGUCGAGAGUAAAGAGGAGAUCAGUGAUACUGACAGCGGGAUUAUCCUGCACUCUGGUCCAGACAGCCCCACGUCACCGGUGAAGGACCUGACCACCCACACCAGAGCCCUGAAGCUGAAGCACCAAUCUCUGGAGGAGCGCCUGGAGCUCUGCCUGCUGGAGCUCCGAAAACUCUGCAUCAGGGAGGCAGAGUUGACCGGCACACUGCCCUCAGACUAUCCUCUGAUGCCAGAUGAGAAGCCACCUCGUGUUAGACGGAGGAUUGGGGCUUCGUUCAAGCUGGAUGAGGGUCUGAUCCACCUGAAUAAACAGGAUUCAGAGCUGCAGUCCCUGGAAACUGGCUUGGCUCUGCAGCGGCAAAUUUACGAGGCGGCCCGCAAACUCUCGCUCGAAGGGAACCUCAGCAAACCACAGAAGAAGAGCCGGCUGCAGCAGUGCAAGAGGGAGGAGAAGAAAGUGAAGGAUCUGCAGGAGGCCGUGUACCAGCACAGGAUCAAGAGUGAAUGCAACUCGCCCUGCGUCACCACCUCCAGCAGCCAAUGCAAAGAUCUGAACAUGUCUGACGACAGCUCCCUCUCUGAUGUUGUGGCUCUGGAUGAAGAUGUGGACUCUCCCAGCCCGCUCUCACCGCCAGUGUUGGGCACUUCCUAUUCAGACCCGCUCCAGCUGUCAGCCAAGGCCCUGCAGUCUUCCCAUCAGUCCUCAAGCCAGCUCAGCGUGGAGUACGAGCGCUCCCCCAUCCAGAACUCUCCGUGGAAAGAGUCCAGUCUGGACCAGCCUUACCAGAAGGAAGCAAAGCAUCAGUCUGCUUGCAGCAGCAGGUCCAGUAGUCCAGUUGGAAGCCAGCUGUCUGUAGAGAGCAGCAGGAUUCCUCUCACCCAGUUUGUCAAGAACUCAGCCCUGCGUAACAGCCACUCUACCAGCGCCCCCUCCACUCCAGAGCUGCUCGUACGCCGACAGUACUCCCAGUCCUUCAGACUUCCCAAGAAGAAGCCGUCUGCUGACGUGGAGCACCUCGGCUCAGAGAGCAGCCGGGGGCGAGCCAGGCUGCCCCAGCGGCGCUGCCUGGCCGACUUCAUGGUGCGUUCUCCGGAGUACUCCCCCCUGCGUCCUUACCAGUCGAGCUCCGAGGACAGCAGCUCAGAGCACUCGUCCUCCUCCUACAUCGGCUCCCCUGGCCGGGACGGACCCAGCGAGAUCCCCAAGCUCUGCCCCCCUCCUUACGGGUUCCACUUUGGAGCACAGAAGAAAGGACUGUCCACUGUCCCCAGUCCGCACAAGAACAACAGCCAGGCUCAGUCCAGCCCCGUGGCGAGGGGGGCCACCACAGAGGACGGCCUCCUCUCGCCGCAAGACGUGGUGGACAUGGCGAAGUGCUUCCUGUCCCCCCCUUUGACACGCAGCCUUCAGCAAAGACAGCAGCAGGAGGGAUCGCCUUCCCCGAGGGGCAUCCUCAAGCCCCCUCCGCCGUACACCAGGCUGGUGCGAACGCCGUCACUGAAAGAGUACCCCAACCACGCCAUCAGGCUGAUGCCCCGGGAGAUUGUGUCGGAGGAGCUGAAGUCCUGGCACCAGAGGAACCAGCUGCAGAAGUUACGACCAAGCUGCGAGGAACAGCAGAGCUCCAUGAACGUCACCAGCCCCACCUCGCCUUACCUGCCUCCAUUCACACAGGGUAUGGGUAAUGUGAUCCUCCAGAGAGCCGCAGACGGGACUCCACUCCAGUGGUUCGUGGCUGAGGACGCUGAAAUCGUGAGCCAAGUGUAGCGACUCCUCUGCAGCACGUCGGGUCGUUCCUUUCUAUUUAUCUCUGUAUUUAUUAAGUCUUUGGACUCUCUGUGAGAUUGUUUGAUGACGCGAUGCAGAAAACGUGGACCUAUCUCUACCGGAGUCGGUAAUUAAUUUAAUAGUUAUUGUAAGGUGGUAUGCCAGUUUUAUUUAUUUUAAGUUACUUCUCUAUGGAUCUGGUGUGAUCUGAGGCACAUAUUUGUGUCGAACGCAUCACAAACUCACUGUUUCUUUGUGGCUGGCACACAAUUUUGCACAUAGAAGUCACUCACAAGAGAUAUCAAAUAAGUUCUCCCACUUCUAAUAUAAUUUUUGACAUUAUAUUUUAUUUAUCUUUUAUUUAAAGUUCCCCCAUUACAAGAUAGACUUAUAACUAAAAAAAAAAAUGAAACACCUUUGAUUGCUUUUUUAAGAAAAAUAUGCAGUAUAUAUAUUAUAUAUAGUUAAAAUUUAACAUCUGUCUAGCCAUGACGUGACGUAAGUCUUUUUCUAUUAACUCUGAAUAAUUAAUCACUGAUGCCUUUAAUGGUGGUUUGAUGAAUGUUUUUAAUGCAGUAUGGUGUGUUUUCUUACUAACCAAGUGAUUGUAUCAGUUUUUGUAUAUUUAUAAUAAAGAAUA